Lachancea lanzarotensis is the source of this 831-nucleotide messenger RNA. Its product is annotated as LALA0S04e09714g1_1. The record is from RefSeq and is a predicted model, not a curated record. Lineage: Eukaryota; Fungi; Ascomycota; Saccharomycetes; Saccharomycetales; Saccharomycetaceae. The coding region runs from base 1 to 831 and encodes 276 amino acids. The transcript has a single exon.
AUGGCGACGGUGAGAUCAAAUGCUACCAUGCCUGCCAGACCAGGUACAGUGUGCUUGGGCAAAUACAGCUUUUCAAGAGAUACUUUGGACGAGACAUGCGAUUCACACAGGCUUGUUGACUUUAAGGAUCCACCCAAAUCGGCACGAUCGUUCCGAUCAACCAUUAAACACGCUUGGACAAAGUCUACAGAACCUCAAAAACCGUUGGCCCCAGCGAUGCGACACCACCGCUUUCGCAGAUGGCUCAAUAAAAGAGAAAAAGACUUUACAUGUAGUUGGAGUGAGACUGAUGAGCGCACGGAGUCUUCGUUUCCGGGGUUCCUGGAUCCAGCAGAAUUUGACACUUACCAGGAUACGCACAUGACAUUGGAACCCAACGAGUCCCUAUUGCCACGCUUAGAAAACAGCUGUGACGACGCUAAAAGCGGUUUAGAAAUGUUCAGUAGGAUUUACUUAGACUCAGAUUCCGGUGCCACGCUAUCUAAUAAUGAGUUGAAGUCCACAGCCACCGUCUCCUCACUACCGUCAUCCUGCAAAAAACGGUUUGAUUUGCUUCGCACUUUCCGCUUGCGAUUAAAUCGUAGUCGGGUACGCAACGAGCUUACGCUUACCGACCGGUACCUGGGCUCAGAGGAGAACAUUGAGAGAUGUCUGCAUGAAAUGGAUUUGAUGCCUUUCGAUCUCACUGCUCCAUCGAGCGCGGACAACAAUAAAGAUCAUUCGGACUCGAACACCAUUCAGCUGCUCAGCGGGCCGCUAAGUGACAGAAGCACCAUGGUUGAAGAAACAUAUCGACCGGCACCGUUGCAGGCCAAAAAGAGACGUCAGUAA